This is a messenger RNA of Rhinopithecus roxellana (golden snub-nosed monkey), 1257 nucleotides long. RefSeq lists its product as uncharacterized. NCBI's taxonomy places the organism in Eukaryota, Metazoa, Chordata, Mammalia, Primates, Cercopithecidae. The coding region runs from base 1 to 591 and encodes 196 amino acids. The transcript is spliced from 2 exons. The record is from RefSeq and is a predicted model, not a curated record.
AUGAAGCAGCUUCCCAGCAGGGCCCCCCCUUCCCAGCGGCUGCUUCCUGGGCCCCCGGGGCACUCCGGCACCUUCAGGCAGGCUGCGUCGGGCACGCUUGGAAGCUGGCCUGCCGGGACCUUCCACCCUGGGGCCUGUGUCAACCACUGGCCCUCCACAUCCCGGAAGCAUACGACCUCUGGGAAAGACAGCCCUGACCUUCAGUUUUCCAAGCACGGUGUUCCCCAAGAAUUCUGGGCUGGUGGCCUGGUGGCAGUGCUGGAGGUGGCCCCCAGCCCCUCCCCAUGGGGCACCCAGGAGGGUCCUGCCAGAAUGUGCAGCCUGUGGGUAGUCGGCUGGUGUGUCUGUCGUGGAGUUGGGGUGCGUGACCUGGUGCCCGUGCACGCGGGUGUGUGGUGUAAACAUGUAUGUGCUGUACAGAGAGAUGCGUGUGGAGAGAGCCGCACGCGAGUGCCACGCAGGAGAGGCGGAGCGGUUACCAGUGUUUUGUGUUUAUUUUUAAUCAAGACAUUUCCCCUGUUUUCCUAUAAAUUUGCUUCGUGUAAGCAAGUACAUAAGGACCCUCCUGUGGUGAAAUCCGGGUUCGAAUGAAUAUCUCAAGGCAGGAGAUGCAUCUAUUUUAAGAUGCUUUGGAGCAGACACCUUUAGCUGUUCCCAAUCCUUAGCAAUGCCUUAGCUGGGACGCAUAGCUAAUACUUUAGAGAGGAUGACAGAUCCAUAAAGAGAGUAAAGAGAAGAGAAAAUGUCUAAAGCAUCUGGAAAGGUAAAAAAAAAAAAAAAAUCUAUUUUUGUACAAAUGUAAUUUUAUCCCUCAUGUAUACUUGGAUAUGGCGGGGGGAGGGCUGGGACUGUUUUGUUUCUGCUUCUAGAGAUUGAGGUGAAAGCUUCGUGUGAGAAACGCCAGGACGGACGAUGGCAGAGGAGAGGGCUCCUGUGACGACGGCGAGGCUUGGGAGGAAACUGCCGCAAUAGGGGUGUCUUCCUUGGGGGCAGGAGGGUGGGCCUGAGGCUUUCAAGGGUUUUCUUCCCCUUUCGAGUAAUUUUUAAAGCCUCACUCUGUUGCGUCCUGUUGCCGGCCUUCCUGUGACUGUGACUGAAACGCUUCCCCGUACGAUUGUCUCUGAAACAUCGCGGCCGCAGGUGCCAGGGUUUGAUGGACAGUGACAUUAGAAUUGUCGAAAAGAAACACGCAAAGGAAGAAACGUGAGAGGAGAAACAAAAUAUGAGCGUUUAAAAUACAUCGCCAUUCAGUUCGUU